UUUUUUACGGCUGGCAUGGGAUCCUAUAAAAUAGCUCAACUUUCGGUAUUCACUUCAAAACUUUGCCCCAUUGUCUUCUCUCUUUACUCUCUCCUUAUCUUUCAAAAGCGCUCUUCUCCUUCUCCUUCUCCUUCAAUUCUUAUUUUCCUUCGUUCCUUUCUCUGAGAUUUUUUCCGGAGAAAUAUCAGUGAGCAAGCCUGGUUAAGUUCUUACUCUGUUAAGUGACUGAGAAAAGCUCUGUCCGGUGGUUUUUUGGGGACAUUCUCUGUCCCUUUUCCGGUGAAGAUAUUUGCUUUGCAGUGUCUUCCUUUUUCUCUUUUGUUCUUCUACAACUUUCACCAACAAAAAAUUCUUUUCCUUUUUCUCCCCUCUCCUUUUUUCUCACAACUUUACUUGAAAUUUAUCUUCCUUUGAUCAACUUUUGGGUAUACCUUUGAACCCCGCCUAAUGCUGGAUUUCUCUCCAUAUCAAGCUUCUCUUUAACGUGUUCUUUCUUCAGUUUUUCUUUUCUUUUUAACCCUUUAUUCUCCUCGUGUCUUGUUCUGAAGGAAUCUCUUCUUUUUAUUUCACUACCUACUGUCACUCUCAAUGAGAAGUGAAAGAAUCUGAGAACCCAAAAAACCCAAAACGAAGAUUGAGAGAAAAAUGGAUGCUUGCCCUGUUCCUUCAAUCAAAUAUGCAGAGCACCGCAACAAAACCAAGCUCUUUUCACCAUUGUUAAAUGCCAGAGUCGAAAACCAGCCUGAAAUGAAGCCUCGAAUCGUUCGGAUUACUGUUACUGAUGCUGACGCCACUGAUUCCUCUAGCGAUGAAGAAGAAAAACCAAGAACCCGAGUUUGUUCCCGGAACAGAGUGAAGAAAUUUAUUAACGUAAUAACUAUCGAGUCAUCAUCUCCCACUAAGAACGACGUCGUUGGCAGAAGUAAAUCAUCGUUAUCGUUGUCUAGAGCUCGUAGAAAAAGGCCAGCAUCUGUUGCUGUGGGUAAAGGUAAAGCACCGGCUAGGGUGCCGGCGGGAAAGAAGUUCAGAGGGGUGAGGCAACGACCGUGGGGAAAAUGGGCGGCUGAGAUUAGAGACCCUCUAAGACGUGUACGGCUUUGGUUAGGCACCUACAACACUGCCGAAGAGGCAGCAAUGGUUUAUGACAACGCGGCUAUCCAUCUGCGUGGACCAGAUGCGCUCACCAACUUUUCGACUCCCCAACAGAACAGGUCGAUUCAAGAUAUAGCUAGCCAAAAACCGUUAUCCAAUUCAGAUUACAACUCGGAGGAAGAAUCUCAUAAAACUGAUCCCUGCUCUCCAACCUCCGUUCUUUGCUCCCACCCGCUUUCGGUCGACGAAGUCGACUCGCAAAGCUUUAAAGAACCGCACAAUACCGGAAGCGAACCUCAGGAUAUCGUCGACGAUUCUUGCUGCUUAUCGGGAGAAAACUUCCCAAUUAUCUCCGACUAUUCCUCUUUGUUUCCCGGUGACUUGUUCUGUUCGGUGCCCGAUUUAUUCGACGAUACUACAAGUCUACACGAAAGCUUUUUGAAUGAUGAGUUCGGGGACGUAGAUUUCGAGUUUGGAUUUGGUGGCUUCCAUCAUGUUGAUGACCAUUUCCAAGAUAUCGAGGAUCUGUUCGGGUCGGAUCCUCUGCUAGCUAUUUGAGAGAGUGUCUCUUAGUUUUUCCACGUGUAAUGCGACUGCCGGUUUCUCGGCAAGUUUUGCAUCGGCCGAACUGAAAAUAC
This is a messenger RNA of Hibiscus syriacus, 1730 nucleotides long. Its product is annotated as ethylene-responsive transcription factor CRF1-like. Bases 646 to 1650 code for a protein of 334 amino acids. The record is from RefSeq and is a predicted model, not a curated record. Gene Ontology annotation, biological process: regulation of DNA-templated transcription. The transcript has a single exon. NCBI's taxonomy places the organism in Eukaryota, Viridiplantae, Streptophyta, Magnoliopsida, Malvales, Malvaceae. Gene Ontology annotation, molecular function: DNA binding; DNA-binding transcription factor activity.